Molecule: messenger RNA, 1234 nt
Organism: Cucumis sativus (cucumber)
Lineage: Eukaryota; Viridiplantae; Streptophyta; Magnoliopsida; Cucurbitales; Cucurbitaceae
Exons: 4
Coding region: 524-856 (110 amino acids)
Source: RefSeq, a predicted model, not a curated record
AUUUAUUUACUCUAAAAGUUAAAAGGGAAUUCUCCUUCCCUUUGAUUUUAGGUUACACAGCUUGGUGGAGACUCAUAUUGGGGAGCCAUUUGUGAAACUGAGAAUUCCUAUUUCUUUCACUUCUCUCGGAAUUCCAUUGAUUUGUGCACCAGUAAAGUCCUCCAGGUCAGUCUCGCCACUAUAUUAGGCUAACAACUUCUCUUUCUCGCGCCAUCAAGCUUUCGAGGGGCUCAUUCAAGACGUAUCCAACUAUUAAUCAAAAUUUUUGGAAAGAACCACUUACGAUUCGAAUUCGAUCUGUAACUAUUGCGCCGUCCGUCUCCCUCAUCUUCCGACUGCCAUCUUCUCCUUCCCACUUCUGACGGCCAUCCUAACAGGAACCAUUUUGAAGUUUGCAAACAUUAGAAUGUAAAAGAAAGGAAGGACAACUCAAUCCAACCCGUUUACACCUCUAGAGCACAUAAUGAAAUUGCGGGGUUUUUGAGUGACAAGAAGAGGCCCUUGAAGACUUAAAGGUUUGAAAAUGAAUUCAGAAGCUUUGCAGGUAGCUAAGGUCUAUCGCCAGCUUCUCAAAGCUGUAAAGAAACAUGUUGGAAAGGAAGAGAGCAAGAAGCAUUUUGUGGACUAUGUGGCUCAAAAGUUCAGAGAUAAAUCCAUACUUUCAAAACCCCACUCUAUUCAACAGGAAAUCAAGCUUGCUCGGGAUUACACAUUUCUACUUAACAGUGUGCACCAUCAAAAGGACUUGCUGUUCUCGUACAACAUUGCUGUUGAUCGAUCAGAUGAAAUGAAGCGAGUAUUGGGCAAGUCUGCAGCAAGUGUGGGGCUUUCACUUCCCGAGGUCUAUCAACCCUGAUGCCCUGUGGUUGUUUGAUUAAGAAGAAGCACUUUUUCCCCUAAUCAAAGAAGAAUAAGCACUUCGAUGAGCUGCCAACUUGCCAGCAGACUUACAUAUUGUUGAUUUUUUCUACCUUUUGAUGCAUCAAGUUUGCACAUCGAAAGAAACGAAGGCGUACUCUAACGUUUUUAUUAAAUGGUUAGAUUUUUCCUCUUAUUAGUACUCCCGAGGGUGAAUUCAAGCAUUCUGGUGUGAUGUUGGUUUCAUUUCCAAUUAAUAUAAACUUUAUUAAUGUGAAAAGGAGCUGCUGAAUUUGGAUGGAAAUCACAUUUACUUUACUUUAUUACAAUUGUCCAACUUUCUUAAAUAAAGUUACAACUUGAAAGGCAUUGAGUA